Budorcas taxicolor (takin) is the source of this 1176-nucleotide messenger RNA. It is a transcript of the gene RWDD3, whose product is annotated as RWD domain containing 3. Gene Ontology annotation, biological process: positive regulation of hypoxia-inducible factor-1alpha signaling pathway; positive regulation of protein sumoylation. Lineage: Eukaryota; Metazoa; Chordata; Mammalia; Artiodactyla; Bovidae. Bases 1 to 804 code for a protein of 267 amino acids. The record is from RefSeq and is a predicted model, not a curated record. The transcript is spliced from 4 exons. Gene Ontology annotation, molecular function: protein binding.
AUGGCGGAGCCGGUGCGGGAGGAGCUCUCGGCCCUGGCAGCGAUUUUCUGCGGGCCUGACGAGUGGGAAGUGCUGAGUCUCUCAGAGACAGACGGGGCUAUGUUCAGAAUUCUCACGAAAGCUGAAGGAUUUACAGAUACGGAUAUACCCUUGCAGUUGGUAUUCCACUUACCGCUCAGUUACCCGUCCUGUCUACCUGGUAUUGUGGUGAACUCCAAGCACUUGACCAGGGCCCAGUGUGAAAUCGUGAAGGAGAAGUUACUGGAGCAAGCAGAGACCCUUUUGUCAGAACCUAUGGUUCAUGAGCUGGUUCUCUGGAUUCAACAAAACCUCAGGCACAUCCUCGAGCACCCAGAAGCAGGAGGUGGCGGUGAAAAGUGCUCUUCUGCAGCGAGCAUGACUGUGGAUGAUGGGUUGUGGAUGACUCUUUUGCAUUUAGAUCACAUGAGAGCGAAGGCUAAAUAUGUCAAAACUGUGGAGAAGUGGGCUUCUGAUUUAAGGCUGACAGGAAGACUGAUGUUCAUGGGUAAAAUCAUACUGAUUUUACUGCAGGGAGACAGAAAUGACAUCAAGGAGUACCUGAUUCUUCAGAAAACCUGCAAAGUGGAUGUGGACUCUAGUGGAAAGAAAUGCAAAGAGAAAAUGAUGAGUGUACUGUUUGAAACAAAAGUACAGACAGAACACAAAAGGUUUCUGGCAUUUGAAGUCAAAGAGUAUUCAUCGUUGGAUGAGUUACAAAAGGAAUUUGAAACUACAGGACUUAAGAAGCUUUUCUCUGAAUUUGUACUUAGGCUGGUAAAAUGAAGUUGAGGACAGGAAUCUUUUAGUGAAACUACAGUGUUGUUGUUGUUUUUUUUUUCUUUUUCCAUUGGAUUUUGAGAGUGGCUAAUUUAAACUCAUAAGGGGACAAUUUUAGAGUUUCUCUGAAGCGGAAUGACAGACACCAUCAUAACUUCAGGACAAAAGCCAAUUCUGCUUAUGAAAUAUUAAACAGUAAAAAUACCCAUGUAUUCUAAUUUUGCCAGUAGAAGCUGAGUUCAAUAGAUGGAAUGUUAUUUCAGAGAUAAAUAUAAAAAGAUGAUGGUAAAUGAGCCCUUGUGUUUAUACAGAGGAUUUGUUUGGAACUGUGCAAUUUUCUGGCUAAUUUUCUUGUAAUUAAAUGAAUUUUUAAAAAGA